Messenger RNA from Rhincodon typus (whale shark), 733 nucleotides. Its product is annotated as melanoma antigen recognized by T-cells 1. The transcript has 5 exons. The coding region runs from base 241 to 597 and encodes 118 amino acids. NCBI's taxonomy places the organism in Eukaryota, Metazoa, Chordata, Chondrichthyes, Orectolobiformes, Rhincodontidae. Gene Ontology annotation, cellular component: melanosome. The record is from RefSeq and is a predicted model, not a curated record.
AUCUCCAAUGGUCAGGUCUCAGUCUCAUGAUAGUCAUGAGAACUCUGAUCAAAGAAGUGGGGCAGAAAAUAUGAGUAAUGAUGAGUAGAAUCAUACAGCACGGAAAAGAGUAACACCACUGCUGCUCAGUCCACGAUUCAGGAAUCCACCAGACGUCAGCACCAGCUUCUAACACGGGAAUCUGUGCUCUUGCUUAUAUUUGUUCUUCCCCCCAAGACUGAUUCACAUUAAUCCUCAGAAAUGCCAAAAGGUGAUUACAUCAUGCCAGGAUCUUUUGGAGGUGGAAGAGGUGGACUUUACCUCAGAUCAGAAGAGGCUGUUUGCAUUGUUCUUCUGGUUAUAAUCCUUGUAUUUCUACUGAUCAUUGGAUGCUGGUACUACAAGAAACGUAAUGGAUACUUAGUUCUCCAGAACCGGCACUUAUCCAAUACUGUCGUGGGUUCUUUGAUGGCAAGACACCAUGACAGUGAGGAAGGAACCCCACUGGAGAGUAAAUCAUCAUUGCAUGAUUUCACUAGCUCAAAUCUGAUUCCAAAUGCUCCUCCUGCAUAUGAGAAAAAUGCUUCAGAACAACUGCCACCGGCAUAUUCCCCUUAAAUUGUCAAAGGGUAUUAAUCCUGUGCUUCCGAUGUUAUUAUCCCAAACUUGGUUACGCAGCAAUGUAAUGUUUGUUUUCCGUAUACAUUAAUUGCUUAAUACUGAUUUUUGCAUGAAAUAAACCAAAAUUAAAUAA